This is a messenger RNA of Raphanus sativus (radish), 1423 nucleotides long. RefSeq lists its product as uncharacterized. Gene Ontology annotation, molecular function: methyltransferase activity. The transcript is spliced from 9 exons. Lineage: Eukaryota; Viridiplantae; Streptophyta; Magnoliopsida; Brassicales; Brassicaceae. Bases 129 to 1160 code for a protein of 343 amino acids. The record is from RefSeq and is a predicted model, not a curated record.
GUUAUUCUUAGCUCACAUUAAUGCCGUCGUUAAGGAUGAUAGGCAAAUCAAAUUGUGGAAUCUUUUCAAAUUUUGUUUCGAACCGGUUCCGUUAGGGCUUUAUCCAUCGCAGAGGUUUAACAAAUUGUAUGGCGGCGAUUCUCCGUCUUCCUUAUUCUUCAAUUCGCCGAGCCUCCGCCUUUUCCCCUCUUUCAAUUCUCUUCCGCUCCCCAACCGCUGCCGUUUCCUUCUUCUGCUCGUCGUCGGAAUUCGCCGACUCCGUUGCUAUAGAUGAUUCGAAACGAAGUCCUCUGAAGCCUGGGCUUUACCUCGUUGGAACUCCCAUCGGUAAUCUCGAAGAUAUCACUUUACGUGCUAUUCGUGUAUUGAGAUGUGCUGAUGUGAUACUCUCUGAGGAUACGAGACACUCUGGCAAGUUGCUUCAUUACUACAAUAUCAAAGCUCAGCUUCUCAGUUAUCACAAGUUCAACGAGGCACAAAGAGAACAAGCUGUCUUGAAUCGGUUGAAACAGGGAGAGAUUGUCGCGCUUAUCAGCGACGCUGGGACACCCGGAAUUAGUGAUCCUGGUACUCAACUUGCUAAAAUGUGUGCGAAAGAGAAUAUAGAUGUGAUUCCAAUCCCUGGGGCUUGUGCUGUAGUUGCUGCUCUUUCUGCCUCUGGUUUGGAUACUCAUGAGUUCACCUUCGUUGGAUUUCUCCCUAAGCAUUCUGGAACAAGGAAAGUGAGGCUGGUUAUUUCAUCUAAUGAGACAAGAACACAAAUCUUUUAUGUUCCACCUCACAAGUUGUCACAGUUUCUUGAUGAAACCACCCCUUACUUUGGUGAAUCAAGGCGAUGUGUAAUAGCUCGAGAGAUUACAAAGCUGCAUGAAGAGUUUUGGAGGGGUUCGUUAGGGGAAGCCAAGCAAGAGUUUCUGAUCCGUCAACCAAAAGGAGAAAUCACGCUUUUGAUUGAAGGAAAGGAAGAGACCAAAACUGAGAAUCCAACGGAAUCUCAACUUGAACAAGAGUUAGCAGUGUUGAUCUCUGAUGGACAUAGCCUAUCCUCUGCGGUGAAAACGGUGGCAGAAAGUACAUCGAUGAGAAAGAAACAGGUAUAUUCGCUAGCUUUGAAGAAAUUCGGAAAGCAGAUUCAGGUAGAAGACGAAGCUGCUGAGUAAAUGAGAGGCCGUUGCCAUUUUGAAGCUUUUGCUUUAAACUCAUCAAUGUCGUGUUGUAAUGAUCUUGAACUCUCGAAGCCAUUGAGCUUUGGAUCUUGAUUUGAUGGGCUUUUAGUACGGGUUGUUUCCUCCAGACUGUUUUAGUAUUUACUUAUCUAGGUUUUUAGAGUAAUUCAACUGUUUUCUAAUAUCAAUUCGGUUUCGGAGCUUUUAUCGAAAAGAACAAUUAUUGAUAAUUUGAAUAUGAGUUUUUUUUUUUUCCA